Messenger RNA from Bradysia coprophila, 2758 nucleotides. RefSeq lists its product as uncharacterized. NCBI's taxonomy places the organism in Eukaryota, Metazoa, Arthropoda, Insecta, Diptera, Sciaridae. The record is from RefSeq and is a predicted model, not a curated record.
UUUUUGUUGAUAUUUUCUUGCGCGCGAUUAGUAAACAACGUUUUGUUCCUUAUAAUCGAUUCCUUAGUGAUUCUCUAUAAAAUCUAUUUAAUUUAACAAUGAAUUUCUGCGAGGAUUUCGCCAACAUCCAGUCAAUAUUCAACUAUGUUAAUCAGUUCGUAAAACCGUUGCAUAAACUUCAGAUCCGCGGUGGAAAUGAGAUUUAUAUAACCGAGAUUGCUGGCCGAUUACGUCGCUAUUUAGUGUCCAAGAAUUACACUACUACCGACAACGAAGUGCAACACCAACUACACGAAACCGAGCUGCGUAAAAUCACAUUCUAUUUGAUCUUAAAUACCGAAGCCACAUUCAAAUACAAUCUCGCGGAAGACUAUAAUGUCGUUCAUCUGCUGGAAACGAUACCACAAAUAUCAAAAAUGCUUCUACUGUCGCUCAUUUGGGAACUGCGCCUGAAUGAAUACUUUUACGAAUGCGUUGCCUAUGCACCGAUUUGGUUUUCGCUGCAGUUCAUUGAAAUGGCGGUGGACAGUUUGAAAUUCGCAGAUCCGCAUCAAGUGCUCGAUUGUGUGGACAAAUUAAUCUGCGCCAUUUACUUGAACAUUACCAGAUCCGAUUAUCGUAUCAUGGGAAGUGUGGACAAAAAAAUUAUUCUGGGCAAAUAUUUCGAUCAUUUCUGCGACUUUUUGAGACACUUUUUUGUGCCAGAUGCGGAGAAGUUUAGCAACUUUUCCAAAUUCAAAUAUGCUCUCUACACCGGCCAUGUAUUGCAUCACAAUCUGUUGAUGAUCAUCAAAUGUUUCGGUCUGUACAAAACGAAACCGGAAUUGGACGUUGACAAGAAAUUUCUAAUUUAUUCGUUGAUGAGCGAAAAAGACAAGUUGAUCGACAACCACAGUCAUGUCUACAGCGAACCGGUAAACGAAACGUUGCACAAGAUCAACACCGCUCUCCUAAAUUCAUUGCAAACCAAUGUGAUGAUGGUAAACAUCGAUACCUUUUUGAACUGGGUGGAAGAGGAUAUUGACGACGAACAUACCCUUCAAAGUGUAGUCGGGGAAGCUGCUUACAAUGUCAGCAAUUUAAUUCAACUCAAUGAAUGCUUCAAGCAUGACGUUCUCGCACAGUUGCAAAGCAUCUCAAUUAAGCCGCUAUCACCGGAAGAAAAAGCAAAACGAGCAACGAUCGGAGAUGUUCUCAACAAAUUGGACAAUAUGUUGUCGGAGAAUGAUACACGAGCAAUUUGGAUUGCUGAAUUAAUAAGCCGUGGUCUCUUGAUAUUCGAAAAUGAUGAGUGCAUGGAAACGCUGGAACAAAACGUCAAGUACUUCACCGUUGAAAAUGUUGUUGCCAUCGUGAAUUACAUCAAGACCGCUGAGAAUGUGGAGGAUAAUGUCAAAGAGUUGGUAAUCAAUUCAAUCGAACAUUUGCCUUUCACUCAAAUCCACGAAAUUAUCGUUCAAUUGAUUGCCAUGCAAUGCGAAACAGGCCGAACAUUGGAAUCGGCCAAUUUCUCGUUGCAGGCACUGGUCGAAAUGUUUAACAAAUCUACGCAAGAAUUGUAUUCGAAAUUGUCGUUUAAGAUCAUGGCACAGAACCCAGUUCAAUUCUACAAAACAAUUUUUAAGCGUGCCCUGCAGAACGAACAAGAGAUCGAAGAGCUGACGAAAUUCAUAGUGUCGGUGAAGACGGUGUCAUUGAAGCUAAUUGAAAAUGAACUCAAAGACUUGUUCGAAAGAGAAUUCGAUGGGCUCAACGUUAAAGAACGAGCCACCAUACCGAAAUUUAUGAGCCGUUUGUUCUUUGCCGACGUGAUUGCUAAGCCUCAGUUCAUACAGACGUGGUUAUACAAACCACUGAGCAAGGCUCUGUCGGAAAAAAGUCAUACAAAAAUCAUUUGCUUCUUGAAGUCACUGCUGCUCAUAUCGCACAGGUACAAUUUCGAAAAACUAUGUCCUCCUGUAUUGGUAAUGUGCGGACAGGUGUUGGACCAAUGCAGAUGGGAUAUGAUUAAAUACACCGACGAAUUGGAAAGCAUUGUUGUCAUUGCCAUUGACGUCAUACGCGAGGUGAUGAAGAAGUUCCUUCCAGUUGGUACGGAUACUGAUAAGAAAUGGAUAUUGUCGAAAAUUGCAAGCCUUAAGCCAAUCACUCGUUACUACUUCCAUAAAUUGAGUCUCAAAAUGGGAGAUCCAUCCAUCAAAUUGGAUCAAUUCAUAUUCGGAACUGAUUUCAACAAUCUUUCUCGUCCGGAAGCAACCGGAAUCGUAUGUGAAAAUUUCAUUCGUUGUACACGUAAGGAGGCAGAAUGGCUGGCACAGAACCAACAGUUACAUCCCUACUUCAAAGACGUUAUGAUCGUUUUGUUUGAAAUCGUCAAAAAGACUGAUAAUGCCAACUCUCUGAACUGUGUGAGAUUAUGCAUGCAGAAUUACAUAAAAAUUGUUCUGGAUUGCAUGGCACCGUGUAAGACAACACCAGCCGACAAAGCCGAUCUCAUUAGUCAGCAGUUUCGCGUUUUCACAUCCAUGCAAACUGUUCGGAUUUAUGAUGAAUUGCUGCUAAACGCGUAUCCGAUGAUAUUGUCGCUGUCCGAACGAUUCCAUGACGACAUUGAAGCGUCGGUGACGGAAAUCAGGGCUGGUAUAACAGCAUUGGCUGAUUGCGAAGCAAAGACCAUUUUGAUGACCAGAUUUGAAACAAUUUUCGAAUAAAAUUGGCCGAAUUGUUACUGUCGAAUGUAGUAAAUUCAUGAAAUCAA